Suncus etruscus (white-toothed pygmy shrew) is the source of this 783-nucleotide messenger RNA. RefSeq names its product coiled-coil domain containing 172 (gene CCDC172). Bases 1 to 783 code for a protein of 260 amino acids. The record is from RefSeq and is a predicted model, not a curated record. Gene Ontology annotation, cellular component: cytoplasm. The transcript has 8 exons. Lineage: Eukaryota; Metazoa; Chordata; Mammalia; Eulipotyphla; Soricidae.
AUGAGCCUGGAGUCCCUAUUGCAGCACAUCCUCUGCUCAGAGCACCAGGCCGAGGAGGGCCGCCGCCUGCAGCGGGAAGUGAGGGCAGAAAUAAGCAAAUCCCGGGAGCGAAUCCGGACAGCGGCUGAGUUGCUCCAGCAGGACAAGAUGCGGUUGGAAUCAAAGGUUCAGCAGUUUUCUGAAAAAUCCUUCAUCCUACAGAUUUUGAAAGCUCAAGAAAAUGCUUUAGAAAGACAAUGCAGUGAAAUUACAAGCCAGAGGAAUAUGCUUCUCCAAACAUUUGAGAAUAUAACAAAAAAUAUAACAGAAGAGGAGGAAAAAUUUAUGAAGGAAAUUAAAGACUUCAACAAUGAAUAUGAAAUAACCAGAAAAAGAGAGCUUUUGAUGAAAGAAAAUGUCAAGAUUGAAAUGUCUGACCUAGAAAACCAAGCAAACCUUUUGAAAAUGGAAAUGAAAUUAAUGGAACAUGAUAGUGACCAGUUAGCUCAACUUCAAAGACAAAAGAAUGAAUUAUUACAAGAGUUAUUUGCACUCCAAGAAAAACUUAAAGUUUUUGAAGAUAAAGAAAAUGAAGCCAUUUGUACUACGAAACAUUUAGAAGCAGAAAAAAUAGAAAUCAGUAAAAAGCCUCAAAAUGAUGCUGAAUGUUUAAGACUCAAAAGAGAAUUAGACUUUUAUAAGGAUGAGGACAUGCAGAGCAUAUAUGAAUCUCUCCAAACAGAAAUAGAAUUUUUGGAGUUGACAUUGGCACAGAAAGAGCUUCAGAAAACCACUAAGAAUUGA